AUGCCGUCCAAAAAAGCCAAGCAGACCCCGCUGGGGGCGCUGGAAAGCAAGCCGGCCAACAAGUUGAAGCGACAGAUGCUUCACAUCAAGCGAAAACAGACCAAAGACAAGCUAUCGCGAGAGGAACGAUUCGCCCGGAAGAAGGAAGAAGCUAAAAAUCCCAGGCUAAAGGCAGAGCGACUGAAGCGCAAUAUACCGUUGACCCUAGAGCGGAAGAGAACAUGGGAUGAUGUGGGUAGUGACGUGGAGGACGGGCUGGGUCUGGCCUUUGAUGUGGAAAGAAUAAAACGGAGGAAACAGGAAGAAGAGGAAUCAGAACAGGCUACAGCCGAUGCGGAACCUUCAGAGGGACUCGAGGAUAACGGGGAGCAGGAUGAAGUGGACAGCAUGCUUGAUUCGGAUAGCGACAACGACGAAGAUCGAAAGCGUGAGCCCAAGAAAUCGAAAUUACGCUCUGCAACAGAGCGUGCUACAAGUCCGACGCAAUCUACGAGAAGUACAAAUCUCGAUUUAACGCCAGAAUCUCUGGCUGCCAAAUUCCCUAGCUUAUUCCCAGACGAAGCGCCGCCCGCCCCGAAAAUCCUCAUCACCACGUCGCUCAAUUCUACCCUACACAGCCAAGCAGCCAUCCUGACCGAAUUCUUCCCCAACAGCAUUUAUAUCCGCCGUUCCGCUCACCGUUAUAGCCACAAGUUCUCAGUCAGAGAAAUUGCCAAGUUCGCUGCGAAUAGGGAUUAUACUGCAGUGGUGGUCGUCGAGGAGGAUCAGAAACGAGUGUCCGGACUGACAGUGGUGCAUUUGCCAGUGGGACCGACCUUCCACUUCUCCGUGAGCAAUUGGAUUGAGGGCAAGAAACUCCCUGGUCACGGAAACCCUACAGGCCACUGGCCAGAAUUGAUCCUGAACAACUUUCGAACUCCGCUAGGCUUACUCACGGCCCACCUAUUUCGCACCCUUUUCCCACCCCAACCGGACCUGAUUGGGCGGCAGGUUGUCACAUUGCACAACCAGCGAGAUUACAUCUUUGUACGAAGACACCGAUAUGUAUUCCGGGACAAGAGGGAGACGGAGAAGAGCGUCGUGGAUGCCGACGGCAAUGAAAUCAAAGGCGUCGAAGGCAUCCGCGCCGGCCUACAGGAGCUGGGCCCACGAUUCACGCUGAAACUGAGACGCGUAGACAAAGGGAUACAGAGGAGUAGCGGGCAGGAAUGGGAAUGGAAAGGUCGCAUGGAGAAACAGCGGACAAAGUUCCAGAUAUAA
This is a messenger RNA of Uncinocarpus reesii 1704, 1260 nucleotides long. RefSeq lists its product as uncharacterized. The record is from RefSeq and is a predicted model, not a curated record. Gene Ontology annotation, molecular function: rRNA primary transcript binding. Gene Ontology annotation, biological process: maturation of LSU-rRNA; maturation of 5.8S rRNA. Gene Ontology annotation, cellular component: preribosome, large subunit precursor; nucleolus. Bases 1 to 1260 code for a protein of 419 amino acids. Lineage: Eukaryota; Fungi; Ascomycota; Eurotiomycetes; Onygenales; Onygenaceae. The transcript has a single exon.